AGGAAGAAGGCCGAAGGGUCUGAGAUGGAGGAGCCGCUCUGCUGCUGCGAGUACAUUGACCGGAGAGGGGAGAAGAACCAUCUAGUGGCCUGUUGCUGUGACUGCGAGGACCUCGAUGAGGGCUGUGAAAGGUGGCUGACGUGCAGAUCUUUGCCCCCGGGGACUUUAGAGAGAAUUGCAGACACCAUCUUGGAUCGCUUCCGCAUCCCCUGGCUUAAGGGGGCCAUAAAGAUCAAUAUCAGCCUGCUCCCACCACUAGUCCUGCUGCCAGUCUUCCUCCACGUAGCAGCUCUGCACUUCCUGUUGGCACUUGUUAUCCUGACAUCCCUUCCUGUGGUGGUGCUGUGGUACUACUACCUCACGCAUAGAAGAAAGGGACGGACUCUCUUCUUUUUGAGCCUGGGGCUGUUCUCUCUGGGGUACAUGUAUUAUGUGUUCCUCCGGGAAGUGGUUCCCCGAGGCCAUGUGGGGCAAACUCAGGUGGUUAUUCUCACCUGUGGGCUAAUUCUCAUGCUUGUGGCCCUGUCUCAAGCCAAGAGAGACCCUGGCUACCUUGCCAGCCAAAUGAGCAAUGACAAAUCACCAUGCCAAGGCAGCAAUGACUUGCCAAACAGGAAAAUCCUGGGGAGUUCCAAUGGGCUUCACGGAGCAGCUGUGUCUGGCAUUGCCAGCUGUCAUGCUAAGAACAGUGAUGCCAAGGGCUAUUCUAGAACGUUGGCCGAGGGACUAGACAGAGCAAAGGAGGACUGGUGCACCAAAUGUCAGCUGAUUAGGCCACCUCGGGCUGGACAUUGCCGGUUGUGUGGCAUAUGUGUAAGGAGACUGGACCAUCACUGUGUCUGGAUUAACAGCUGCGUAGGGGAGCGGAACCACCGAGCCUUUAUCCUUGUGCUAUCACUCUUCCUGCUCACCUCCGUUUAUGGAAUUACACUGACCCUGGACACCAUCUGUAGGGGCCAAAAUAUGUUCAUAGCGCUGUUCUACUGCCCAGGGACCUAUGCAGACUACAGCUCUGCUCUGUCAUUCACGUGUGUGUGGUACUGUGCCAUUGUAACGGCCGGGAUGGGCUACAUCCUCCUCAUCCAGCUAUUGAACAUCAGCUACAACGUGACCGAGAGGGAAGCUCGGCUGGCUCUGCGGGAGGACACCGGGCGCAGGCUUCUGGGCGGGAUUGUGGUAGACACGGGCAAGUAUAACCAGGGCUUCCUGUACAACUGGGGCCAGUUCUUGACCCUGGGGUCACCCACUCCUCAGCACUCUGCUGAAGACGUUGUGUGAAAUCCCUUUCCCACUGAUCGCAGUGACAUUCUGUGGAGGUGAAUGGCUCCUUCCACAGGGAUCCCACUGCCAUUCCCGACGGACUUGGAGGCUGUGCCCAUCUCAUCAUCGGUGUCUGAAGAGGCAUUAAAGGACAGAUAGCUCUCGUACAUCAGAGGCCAAAAGUAGGGUGCAGAAUGAAUUAAACCAUAUGCACCAACCAGGAGAGAUGAAAUCACACUCCUACCCCACCUGUCUCCACACAAAGAAAUUAUGCACAGUUCAGGAGGAUUAACAGCACAAGAACAUGGAUGCUCCAUGUGUAGAUUUCAGAGCCAAGAUAAUCAAAUGCCAGGCUUCAGGCCUCUGGACACUGCAGGGUUCAGGACAGACUCCCCUCUCUUACCCACGUGCAGCAUUUCACAAAUGACGUGAUGCCUUGUGCUGAUGAGGCAAACUAUAAUGUGUACCAGGAGCAAGCCAUUCCAAGAGACAGGAUCGCAAUCAUAAUGGAUUAAGGGGAAGAUAUUUAAAAGGGGCUUUGUCUUGUGGUAGCUUUAAGAACCAACUAGGACCUCUCUUCUCUCUUGUGGGCAUAUUUUUCAAUCUUCCAUUCCAACCCAUCCAUAAAGCUGCAUCAGCUGUUAGUGCUUCUCUUAAGUGCCUUUGUGAGCAGUACAUCUAUAGGGCUGUUUGAGGUCCUGUCCUCUCUUAGCCGCCCCCAAAGGGGCUAUUCCAUCUGUGUGUGAGGGGAGGACUGAUCCCUCCUGUGCCAGUGAUUUCUUUCCUCUGCUUCUCUGAGUUGAUCCAAGAGCUUGACUCCCUUGAAAUAUUUUUGUUCCAUUAGCAAUUGCUAGCACCACACAGCUGGUAAAUAUUUUUCAAGUAAGAAAGCUUUAAGUUCCCAAGUAGCUGUUACUCAUUCUGGGGCAGUGGCCCAGGUGGGAAGUAAAUAGACCCUUGUCUGAUGUGAUGAGAGAGGAAUAAUAGUACUCCUGGGAGAUGGCUCACAGCUGAAGUACAGCUGCCCAGAUCUCUGUCCCCCAAUCACUGAGAACGUGCUCUACCCCCAGUAGACCUGCUUCUCAAAGGAACUGGAAAGACAAGAUUUAACUCGGAGGUCUGGGGAUGAGGGGAGGGUUUGUUGGGCCUCACAGAAGACUGCUAAAUGAAAAUGUUGGUUGCAGUGUUGUAUAGUCAGGAUAUUAGAGAGACAAGGUGAGUUGGGUAAUAUCUUGUAUUGGACCAUCUUCUCUUUGGUGAGAGAGAGAAGCUUUCAGGCUCACGUGAUCUGAAGAAGAGCUCUGUGUAAGCCCAAAACCUUGUCUCUUUCACCAACAGAAGUUGAUCCAAUGAAAAAUAUUACCUCCCCCACCGUGUCUCUCAAGUGAAACGGUUGGCGGGGGUUACAGCGGGGUUGCUAGAGUCCUGUGAGGACUGAGUGCAUCUGCCUCUCAACCACACCUACCUGGGCUCCACUUUUAGCUGAAAUCACAAGGGAUGUCAUUUGGCAGAUCUUAUGUCUAGCCCUGUUUGUGCACAUUGUAAACACCACUGUAAUUUGAUAUGCCUGACUAGAUAAGCCCUGGGCUCAGAGAGCAUUGGAGUAUUGUAGAUCCAGACUGAGAUGCACCGGCAGAGAUGAGAGGAAUCUCACUCUAAUUAUUAAUAUGCGUCCACUCCACAAAAACAACAAUCAAUGAGUAGCCCCCUUGGUGGUAGACAGACCAAGGACUGAUUGGAGACUUGAACUCCCCUCUCCUUGCUUAGAGGUCAACUGUUUAGGGCAGGGUUGAUAAAGUGUAUUACCAAAGGGUGUGUGUGGGGUGGGGGAGGAGAGAGCAAAAAGGCAAGCUUCCCCUUGCCGUCUUUCUGUACAUUCAGCCCCCAAUCUGCUGGUCUGGCACCUUUCACCAUCACUGCUCAAGAUACAAUGCCCAAGUUCAAGUCAAUGUGCCCCUCUUUGCACUGUUCCGUUGCUUGCUAAAGUGGUAUAUGCAACUUCUGUGCCCUACAGCAUAAUUAAUAAGCCUUAGGAACUGCUGUGCUUGGAGCCCAGUGACAUGGAAAGAGCUGCUGACUUGUGCAGUCCCCUUUUUGUGAUCACUUUAAAAGGGAGAAACCUCUGUCUCCAGUCAGAGGGAAGGAAAGAAGAAAAUCAAGAGAUGUGGAGACCUCUGGCCCUUUAUUAUCCCCAUUUCAAUGAGAAAGCAGUCACAUGGAUCACAAUGCUCGUCCACUGGCAUGAUUAGUUUCUAAGGUGCCACAAGUACUCCUUUUCUUUUUGCGAAUACAGACUAACAUGGCUGCUACUCUGAAACCUGGCAUGAUUAUGAUGAUCUCACUUCUCUUGGGACUGGAGUUAUGUUCACAUCAAGAGCUUGCCUUAAUGCUACUUAACUGCAAAUGUGUCUGUAGCAGAAAUACAUUUAGCGGGGCCAUGGGGAGCCUAGAUGGAAGAGUUCUGCCUCAUACAGUGAUCUCUCUCAAAUCUCUGUCCUGUUGGGAACUUGGAAAGGUUGAGAUAAUGUUGCCUUCUGGGCAGAAAAAAGCCACUAGAGGGCAUGUGGUGUAGAGCACAGAACUAGGAGCUAUGACCUUGGGCAAGUCACCUAACCUUUCCAUGCUUGUUAACCCCUCUGUGAAGUGGGAAUAAAACUCUGAACUAGUGUGUUUACCAGUGCCAUCUAGUGGGUGGAAUUGGAGCUGCUCAACUGUGUGUCAGACCCAAACAGCUUCAAGUGGUUAGAGGCCUGUGUUUUUGCUGCAGGAGGAUCUGAAUUUUAUUCCUACUGCAUGGGAAGUUCUAAGUGGCCAUAGAAUGCACUCUGGUGGCAAAUGCACUGUCUUAAAUGGCCACCUUCUUGUUUACAGUCCUAGCCUUCCUGAGAGAGGAUUACCUCAUGAAUGUCUAUGGAGAGGGAAAGCACAAUGUUGAAUUUUUGCUCUGUUUGUACAGUGCCUAGCACAAUGGGGUUCUGGUCUAUGAUUGGGGCUCCUAGGCACUAUAGUGAUAUAAACACUAAUAUCGGGAAGUAAUGCUGUUCUGUCCUUUUCAUGGUAAGAGCUUCAGAUUUACUCUGUUUUGGGGUUUGGAGCUUCCUUUGAGUACCCACAGUGCAGCAGAAAGUCCAAGAAGGGCAAUGCCCCCCUUUUCAUUUCUACUGAGGGUGGAUUAUCUCACAUUCUUUGCUUUGCCCACCCUUAGUCCAAUGACACAAGGUUAAACUUCCAGCCAAAUGUUAAAAUCCACCACAGUAGUAGACAUAAAGAGAGAGUCU
Molecule: messenger RNA, 4538 nt
Organism: Chelonia mydas (Green sea turtle)
Lineage: Eukaryota; Metazoa; Chordata; Testudines; Cheloniidae
Gene: ZDHHC23
Product: zinc finger DHHC-type palmitoyltransferase 23
Exons: 4
Coding region: 25-1278 (417 amino acids)
Biological process (GO): peptidyl-L-cysteine S-palmitoylation; protein targeting to membrane
Cellular component (GO): endoplasmic reticulum; Golgi apparatus
Molecular function (GO): protein-cysteine S-palmitoyltransferase activity
Source: RefSeq, a predicted model, not a curated record